UGUGACUUUGAAAACAAUGAAUGGAAUUCCUCGCCGACAUCACUGAGUGCAUUACACCGGCCAGGCCCAUCCCGUCUCCUCCUCCGUUCACCACACCACGAGCCCCUCUCCGCCUGCUACUCAUCAACCGUGACGUCAGGGCGGCGCGGGGGAGCUGUCCUCGCGCGGAGGGUGCUGCUGCUGAAACAAGAUGGCUGUGCGCGCAGGAGGAGCAGCGGAGGAAAGCUGAGGCAAUGCAGAGGAGGAAUGAAGAGGGGGGGCGAGGAAUUCACUCCUGUGUGUCUUGUCCUGCCAAACGAGCAACAGCUCCGCUGAGAAAGAGACGAGCGCUUCUGACAAGAUGCUAAUUGGUUUCCGUUGCCAUUUAGGGUAACAGUUUGAGUUUUUUUUUUUUUUUGUAACCAAGAGACAAACGGACUGACCAAACAAAUCACGGAGCACUCAGUAGAGGACAGCCGGGGACCCUCACACCGCUAUCAGAGAUGUCCCUGCUAUGUGUGGGAGUGAAGAAAGCCAAGCUGGAUGGACCCCAAGAGAAGUUCAACACUUAUGUGACUCUAAAAGUACAAAAUGUGAAGAGCACAACCAUUGCUGUCAGGGGCAACUUGCCCAGCUGGGAGCAAGACUUCAUGUUCGAAAUUAACCGCUUGGACCUGGGUCUGACAGUAGAGGUGUGGAACAAAGGGUUAAUCUGGGACACCAUGGUCGGCACUGUGUGGAUUCCCCUCCAGGGCAUCCGGCAGUCAAAUGAGGAAGGUCCGGGUCAGUGGCUCACACUUGACUCUCAAGUCAUCAUGACUGAUAAUGAGAUCUGUGGCACCAAAGAGCCCACUCUCCACCUGGUGCUGCUCGACACACGCUUUGAACUGCCUCUUGAUAUCCCUGAGGAUGAGGCACGAUACUGGGCUAAAAAACUGGAGCAGCUCAAUGCCAUGAGGGACCAAGAUGAGGAGCAGGAACGUCCUCUACGUGUACCAGGAACCCAGUGCUGUAACUGGAGUCUAUGGGGAGACCAACAAAAUGAAGACCCAGACAGCGCUGUGGACGACAGGGACAGCGACUAUCGCAGUGAAACCAGUAACAGCAUCCCCCCUCCCUACUACAGUACAUCCCAGCCCAACGCCUCUGUCCACCAGUAUCCCAUCAGCCACCAACACCGCAGUUCCAGAAGCUUCUCCUACCCGUGCUCUGGCAACAGCCACGACCUCGACUACCAACAUCAGAGGACUGUCAGUCCCUCUGGGAGCUAUGCAUCAUCUGCAGAGCUGAGUCGGUGCAGCAGUCAGCUGAGCGAGGAGGACUAUGGCGUUGAGUAUGGGGAGAGGGACCCUUAUGACGAGAACGACUCUUACCACUCCUGCCACUCCUCGGUUAGCUACAGUAAAGGCUCUCCAGACUGGGACCCUGAUGAAACCCAGGGGGCGUACAGUGAUGAGGGCGGCUACUGCAAAGAUGGAGGAGAGGAGGCGGCUCUGUAUGAGGAGGAUGACGGAGGACUGUAUGAGGGAGAAGAGGAGGGCCUCUAUGAGGAUGAUGAGAUGAUGUAUGAUGAUGAGGAUUUGUACAACUUGGACGGGACCCUCAGUGAGGACCUGGAGCCUCCAUUUACCCCCACCCCAACGUCAACAGCCCCCACAACUCUGGAUGUACCCAGCUCCAGACCUCCUCUGGAGAAACAGCCGUCCUUACACCAACAGCAGCCCCCUACUCAACCCCCCAACCAAACAUCCAACCAGUCUCAUCCCCCUGGCAUGGCCCCAUCAGGACAGCCCCCCUCUGGUCAACCAACAGCCCAACCACUUAAACAGCCCCAGCCUCAAACACAGCCUCAGCCGCAGCCAGCCCCAUCUGCCACUUCCUUCUUCUCAAUGGCCAAACCUCUAACAGCUGCAGUCACAGGCUUGGCAUCUACUUUCCUGUCUUCUGUUCCCACCGCACAGCCUGCCCAGUCUCACCCUCCAGCCUCAACAGUAUCUCAACAACACCAGUCUGCUGUAGCCAGCGUUGUCCCUCCAUCCCAUCCAGCCACCAUGGCUAACUCAGCCUCUCAGCCACCCCCUACUGCCAUGGGCCCUUCCUCCCAACAGACCCCGUCCUCUGGGCAGCCUCAAUCCCAUCUCAAUGGUCCUGCCACCACACAGUCAGCUGCCCCUGAGGACCAGGAUCUCCAGCUGGAGGAAGAGCCAUGGCUAGAGGAGGAAAUUAUGUUGGAAAAGGAGGCCAGGACGCCCCCUGCUCAGCCAGAGGACACGCUCCCCAUGGAGGAGACAGAGGAGCAUUUUGAAGAGAGCAGGCCGGCGACGCCAGUAGAGGAAGAAGAGAUGCUACCUGAGAGUCCUCCAGUCAUAGAGGAGCCCAAAGAGCCAGUGGAUCCAGCAGUCAGAGCCAAAGAGAACUGGCUAAGGCUCUACAACAAAGUCUUAGAACAGCUUCGGGAGGCUCGAGGAGAGACCUCAAACUCGCUGUGGUUUGGUAAAGGAGGAAUGGGAGGUGCACUCUACAGUAUUGACAGCAUGCCGGACCUUCGCAAGAGGAAAGCCAUUCCUCUUGUCAGAGAUCUGGCAUCAGGCAUCAUGUCUCUCGUGCAGAACUCUCGUAAGGCUGGAAUCACGUCCGCCAUGGCUUCCACCACUCUCGGCAAUGAAGAGCUGAAAAGCCAUGUUUAUAAAAAGACCCUGCAGGCUCUGAUCUACCCCAUCUCCUCCACUACGCCACAUAACUUUGAGGUGUGGACAGCCACCACCCCCACCUACUGCUACGAAUGCGAGGGGCUGCUUUGGGGUAUCGCACGACAAGGCAUGCGCUGCUCUGAGUGUGGUGUCAAAUGCCACGAUAAGUGCCAGGAUCUGCUCAAUGCUGACUGUCUGCAGAGAGCUGCAGAGAAGAGCUCCAAGCACGGGGCGGAGGACCGUACCCAGAACAUCAUCAUGGUACUGAAGGACCGCAUGAAGAUCAGAGAGAGGAACAAACCAGAAAUCUUUGAGCUAAUCCUGGAAGUGUUCGCUCUCGACAAAACAACACACGGCGCGCAAAUGAAACAAAUCAAGCAGAGCGUGCUUGAUGGGACAUCCAAAUGGUCAGCGAAGAUCAACAUCAUUGUGGUAUGUGCUCAGGGCCUGCAGGCUAAAGACAAAACAGGCUCCAGUGACCCUUAUGUAACUGUUCAAGUUGGGAAGACCAAGAAGAGAACCAAGACCAUCUAUGGAAACCUCAACCCUGUCUGGGAAGAAAACUUCCACUUUGAAUGCCACAACUCAUCUGACCGCAUUAAGGUCCGCGUGUGGGACGAGGAUGACGACAUCAAGUCGCGUGUGAAGCAGAGGUUCAAACGUGAGAGUGAUGACUUCCUGGGGCAAACCAUCAUCGAAGUCAGGACUCUGAGCGGGGAGAUGGAUGUUUGGUACAACCUGGACAAGAGAACUGAUAAGUCUGCUGUGUCAGGAGCCAUCCGGAUGCACAUAAGUGUUGAGAUCAAAGGAGAGGAGACGGUUGCUCCUUACCAUGUCCAGUACACCUGUCUACACGAGCAUCUGUUUCAGUACACCACUGAGGAGCAGAACGGUGGUGUAGUAAAGAUCCCUGAUGCCAAAGGUGACGAUGCCUGGAAGGUCUAUUUUGAGGAGACAGCUCAGGAGAUAGUGGACGAGUUUGCCAUGAGAUACGGAGUAGAGUCCAUCUACCAGGCCAUGACCCACUUCGCUUGCUUGUCAUCCAAGUACAUGUGCCCAGGAGUGCCAGCUGUGAUGAGCACCCUGCUUGCCAACAUCAACUCUUACUACGCCCACACCACCCAGUCCUCCAAUAAUGUUUCUGCCUCGGACCGAUUUGCUGCAUCAAACUUUGGCAAGGAGAGGUUUGUUAAACUGCUGGAUCAGCUACACAACUCCCUGAGGAUUGACCUGUCCAUGUACCGGAAUAACUUUCCUGCCAGCAGUCCUGAAAGACUACAAGACCUCAAGUCUACAGUUGAUCUCUUGACGAGCAUCACAUUCUUCAGGAUGAAGGUCCAGGAGUUGCAGAGUCCCCCCAGAGCAAGCCAGGUGGUGAAGGACUGCGUGAAAGCCUGUCUCAACUCAACCUACGAAUACAUUUUCAACAACUGCCACGAUCUCUACAACAGGGAAUAUCAGACAGACCCUUCGAAGGCAGUCCCUCCAGAUGAACAGGGUCCCAGUAUCAAAAACCUGGACUUCUGGUCCAAACUCAUCACUCUCAUCGUCUCCAUCAUAGAGGAGGACAAAAACUCCUACACUCCUUGCCUUAAUCAGUUUCCCCAGGAACUGAAUGUGGGCAAGAUCAGCGCCGAGGUCAUGUGGAAUAUGUUUGCACAAGAUAUGAAAUACGCCAUGGAGGAGCAUGAAAAGAACCGCCUGUGUAAAAGUGCAGAUUAUAUGAAUUUGCACUUCAAGGUGAAGUGGCUCUACAACGAGUACUGCAAGGAGCUGACCACUUUUCAGAAGCACGUACCUGAAUAUCCAGCCUGGUUUGAACCAUUUGUCAUCAUGUGGUUGGACGAGAAUGAAGAAGUGUCCAGAGAUUUUCUGCAUGGAGCCCUGGAGAGGGACAAAAAAGACGGGUUCCAGGUCACAUCAGAGCACGCUUUGUUCUCCUGCUCAGUGGUGGACGUGUUCUCUCAGCUCAAUCAGAGCUUUGAAAUCAUCCGCAAACUGGAGUGUCCCGACCCUCAGAUCGUUGGCAACUACAUGAAAAGAUUCGCCAAGACCAUUGGCAAUGUCCUGCUGUCUUACGCUGACAUCAUUGCAAAGGACUUUCCAAAUCAUGUCAAGAAGGAGAAAGUGCCAUGUAUCAUCAUCAAUAACAUCCAGCAGCUCAGAGUUCAGUUGGAGAAGAUGUUUGAGGCCAUGGGAGGCAAAAAUCUCAAUCUGGAGGCUAGUGACUUCCUCAAGGAGCUGCAGAACAAACUCAACAGUGUUAUGGACGACCUCAGCCGCAUCUUUGCUGUCAGUUUCCAGCCCCAGAUCGAGGACAACGUGAGGCAAAUGGGAGACAUCCUAGCCCAGGUUAAAGGUCAGACCGUUCCAGCCAAUGGCAGCGUGGUUCAGGAGGCUGACAAUGUCCUGCAGCCCAUCAUGGACUUCCUGGACAGCAACCUGUCGCUGUUUGCUAAGAUCUGUGAGAAGACCGUGCUGAAGAGAGUGUUGAAGGAGCUGUGGAAACUAGUUAUGAACACAAUGGAAAAAACUAUUGUGCUUCCAACGCUCACUGACCAGACGGUUAUUGGCACUCAGAUGAUCUUCAACGCUGCUAAGGAGUUGGGCCAGCUUUCCAAGCUCAAGGAGCACAUGGGGCGAGAGGAGGCCAAAGCUCUGAGUCCUAAACAGUGUGCAGUAAUAGAGCUGGCACUGGACACUAUUAAGCAAUACUUCCAUGCCGGUGGUGUGGGCCUGAAGAAGACGUUCUUGGAAAAGAGUCCCGACCUGCAGUCUCUGCGCUAUGCCUUGUCUCUGUACACCCAGGCCACAGACAAGCUAAUCAGGAAGUUUGUCCUCUCACAGAGCGCUCAGGUCCACGGAGGGAAAGGCCUCAGGUGCACGGCAAACGAAGACACACCGCCAGAGAAAGCAUCUGGAGUGGAUGCAGUCGGCGAGGUGGUCAUGUGCGUGGACAUUUUACCCCAACCUAAUGGAGAGCAUAAGAUCAGUGUCAAAGUGGUGGCUGCUAAUGACCUGAAAUGGAAAGCGCAGGGCUUCAGGCCCUUCGUGGAGGUCUACAUCAUCGGCCCUCACCUCAGCGACAAGAAGAGGAAAUUUGCCACCAAGUCAAAGAACAACACCUGGUCACCCAAGUUCAAUGAGAGCUUCCAGUACUCCUUGGGCACUGAGGUGGGUCCAGAGAGCUACGAGCUGCAGGUGUGUGUGAAGGACUACUGCUUUGCCAGAGAGGACCGCACGGUGGGCAUAGCCGUGGUGCAGGUGAAGGACAUUGCCAGCAAGGGCAGCGUCACCUGCUGGAUGCCGCUGGGCAGACGUGUCCACAUGGACGAGACGGGCCUGACGGUGCUGCGCAUCCUGUCUCAGCGCAACAACGACGACGUGGCGAAAGAGUUUGUCAAGCUCAAGUCGGACCAGCGCUCGGCUGAGGAGGGCCGCAGCUGAGGCAGGCGGAGAGAGCGAGGACACACACACACGUGUGCACAAAACCACCAGAGACCUAAUAUUAUGCGCACAUAUAGUAGUCACGCCUACAUAGACAACCAUGUGCAAUACACAAGCACACACAUGAAAAUGAUCUAUUGUACAUAUAUCUGCAUACAUUAUGCAACAUUUACAUUGCAAUGCUAUCAAUGCAAACAUGGAGGAAUACGUUUAUUAAUAUUCAUAGGCUAUUUAAUUUUGAACAUUUCAGCUGCUUCACUCAAAGCUCUCAGUUUAGGGUUCGCCUCAAAUAAGCAAGCACUUCCUCCUCACUCAAUCUUUCCCAUAACACAUCACACCUUUUAUACGCUGUACAUUUAGAUGUGAUAUAAUGCAGCGCAGAACUAAACCAUGUCCAUAGUUUGAGGACGACCACUUUGCACUUUUGCUUCUCUGUGUCUUCAGAAGAGCAGUCCUUGCCUAGCUGUCCGUCCGUCUGUCUGUCCGCUUGCCUGCCUGACUGUGUGUCGUUCUUCCAGUCCCCCCCCCCAGCUCCUCGUCUCCCCUCCUCGUCGUUUGCUGUGCGUAGUCUUGCCAUGGUGUGAUGUGUUGUGUUGGUUGGAGUUCAGGCACAGAUCUAAGAUCAGCCCCCUUUUUGCCCAAAAGUCCAAAUAGAGAUUUAAAAAAAAACACUGACCUUAGAUCAGUGUCCAGGGGCAACGUCACCGCUAGUCUGUCCUGUAAUGUACUAACUUCCUGCAUGUUGACCCCAGGAACACUGUGAUUCACUUUGCUGUAACCAUAACAACCGUUCCCCCCCUCCCACAUAAAAGAUGGGUGCCUCCAAAA
Molecule: messenger RNA, 6944 nt
Organism: Perca fluviatilis (European perch)
Lineage: Eukaryota; Metazoa; Chordata; Actinopteri; Perciformes; Percidae
Product: protein unc-13 homolog A-like
Exons: 43
Coding region: 483-6116 (1877 amino acids)
Biological process (GO): neuromuscular junction development; synaptic vesicle maturation; presynaptic dense core vesicle exocytosis
Cellular component (GO): neuromuscular junction; presynaptic active zone cytoplasmic component; plasma membrane
Molecular function (GO): phospholipid binding; calcium ion binding; syntaxin-1 binding
Source: RefSeq, a predicted model, not a curated record